AUGUUUUCUUGCAAACAAUUGCCCUUUGGAAUGUACAUUAAUUUGCUCUGUGUGCCCUGUGUUGUUGUGCAGAACACCAUCCUAAUUAAAAUCAAACAGAAGGUCAUCUUGGUCAUUUAAUACUUUUGGGCCUUCACCCAAAGCUUGUUUCUCAACUGUUCCAGCCGAAGCUCAACUCAAAUUCAGAGCUUGUAAGAAACCUAAAAUGGAGGGCUUCCUGUGCGCUCUUUUAACCUUCUAAAUUGCCGCAAAAUUCAGAUUCGGCUAUUCACAGAAUCACUGCAGAUCCGUUUUUCUGCAGUUAAAAGCUUGAACCCAUUGCUGCGGUUGAUAAAAUUAGGGUUGAAAACCACUUUGAAAGUUUGCUCUUUCAAUUGUUCAAAGCAUGAACCUUGUUGGCGCACAUGGACACAGCUUUACAGACCAAGCCUUGUAGAUUUGGUGAUAAGAAUACUAGUGACAUUGUUAUAUGCUUGAAGAAUAGAGAAGGGAUACCGAAACAGUUCUACAGCCAUUCCUCUGUUCUCAUAAAUAAGAGCAAGUACUUUGCCAAUAGGCUUUCUCAUCCAGGCUCUAAUAACUCUAAUAAUUGCAUUGAUAUUUAUUGCUCAGAGGUUAACUAUGAUCACCAUGUCAACCUGUUGAGGCUUCUGUAUCUUCCAACAGACUCAAUUUUGGAUUCAUUCGACUCUGUGAAAUCUGCCGUUGGUAUUCUUCAGUUAGCCGUUGUUUUCCAGUGUGAAGAGAUUGCAUGCUGCUGCAUCCAUUACUUGGAGGCUGUUCCUUGGGAGGACAAAGAAGAGGAACUUAUCCUAAAAGCAGUUUCCAAAUUGGGUCCAAUAGCUAUGCCCAUAUUAGCUAGGAUCCAACCUGUUGAUUUAGCUGCCACCAAAGAUGUUUUUGUCUCAGCAGUUCGCAUUGCCACAUCCAUUGCUGGACCAUGUCCUCCAUUUGGCAACGAGCUUAAAACGUCUGCUCAAGAACAAGUUGAAUUCAUGUUAGGAGAAGACGAGGAUGCACCGUUGGUCACAGCCGAUGAGGAAGUAAAAUCAGUGUUGAGAUUGGGCCUAUCCCAGAUUUAUUCAUCAUUUGAAAAGGAAUUGUCUUCCCUGCUUUUGGAGCCCGACCUUGUGUCCGAGAGAGCAGAGGAGAAAAUAUUGCACAGCUUAUCUGACCUUGAAUGGAUGUGUAACAUACUUGGGAAGAUGGAUUUAAUGAAGGAUUUUGUCUCCAACUGGGCUGAAAGCUCCAGUAAUGUUUUAGGGGUGGUUGAGAAUAAUAAACUUGAUUCUUUUAUGUGGGGUUUGAAAAUAAAGCUCAUAGAAAUUACUGCUAAAGUCCUGGAAGCAGUUGGCUAUGGCAAUGUGAUUCUUCCAACUCCAAUCCGGUUGACAUUACUAAAGACAUGGCUUCCUUACAUAAGGAAGAUGAAGCCCCUUUUGGAUUCGAAGGGCAGUGAGGAGACAGGUUUUCCGUACAAGAUGAGUGAAGACUUGUGCCAGAGCAUAGAAGGGGCCAUGGUAACCUUGGUACUGGCAUUGCCGUCGAACGAUCAAGCAGACAUUCUGGCAGACUGGAUGGGAGCCGAGCAGGUUCGGUAUCCCGACUUAAGUGAGGCCUUUGAGGUCUGGUGUUUCAGAACAAAGUCUGCAAAGAGAAGAUUAGUGGAGGGCUUGGAUGGGGCUGGCAAUGCCACUGUUAGCCUCUGAAAGUUUUUGCUUGCUCACUUCUUCUUAUAUGUUGUAAAAUUAUUCGGUUCAUGAUGUUAUUCAUGUAAUUUGACAGAAUUAAGCUCCUUUCAAAGAAUUGAGCUUUAUUUCCAUGCAGUUCCCAAGCAUUACAAGUUCUAUUUUUU
Molecule: messenger RNA, 1855 nt
Organism: Prunus mume (Japanese apricot)
Lineage: Eukaryota; Viridiplantae; Streptophyta; Magnoliopsida; Rosales; Rosaceae
Source: RefSeq, a predicted model, not a curated record